AAAGACUGUAGAGUGUUGUUGGUACUGCUGUGAGAGGCAUGCUUCCUUAGUCCAGGUAACAUUUCAGUAAUUGCAUUACCAGUUUCCAGCACCAAUUCCCCAGCUAAGAUUUUGCCAAAAACCUUAGGACCAGUAAACGUGAAUGUUGGACCCCAAAUGAUCAUAAGCACACCACAAAGACUGACCAAUUCAGGGAGUGUUCUGAUUGGGAGUCCAUACACCCCAGCUCCAGCAAUGGUCACUCAGACGCACAUAACAGAAGCCACUGGCUGGAUUCCAGGGGACAGAAAACGGGCUCGGGAAUUUAUAGAAUCUGAUUUUUCAGAAAGUAAAAGAAGCAAAAAAGGAGAUAAAAAUGGAAAGGGUCUGAGGCAUUUUUCAAUGAAAGUAUGUGAAAAAGUCCAGCGUAAAGGAACAACGUCCUACAAUGAAGUAGCUGAUGAACUGGUAUCAGAAUUCACAAAUUCUAAUAGCCACUUGGCUACAGAUUCGCAGGCUUAUGAUCAGAAGAAUAUUAGGCGGAGAGUUUAUGAUGCCCUCAAUGUGCUGAUGGCAAUGAACAUCAUUUCAAAAGAGAAAAAGGAAAUCAAAUGGAUUGGCCUUCCUACAAACUCAGCUCAAGAAUGUCAAAACCUAGAGAUAGAGAAACAGAGACGGCUAGAACGAAUAAAGCAGAAGAGAGCCCAGCUGCAAGAGCUACUAUUGCAGCAAAUAGCAUUCAAAAAUUUGGUACAAAGAAAUCAGCAAAAUGAACAACAGAAUCAAGGUCCUCCAGCUUUGAACUCUACAAUACAGCUCCCUUUCCUAAUAGUUAACACUAGCAAAAGAACUGUUAUAGACUGCAGCAUAUCAAGUGAUAAAUUUGAAUACCUCUUUAAUUUUGAUAACACGUUUGAGAUUCAUGAUGACAUUGAGGUGCUGAAGCGAAUGGGAAUGUCCUUUGGGCUAGAGGCAGGCAAAUGCUCAGCAGAGGAUCUAAGAACUGCAAAAUCAUUGGUGCCAAAAGCUUUAGAAAGCUAUGUCACAGAUAUGGCUACAGGACUUUCAUGGUUGAACCAGGGGUUACUUUUAAAUUCAGCUCAUUCAGUUUCAACUUUAGAAACAGCUGGCGGUACCUCUAUUUCUAAAUCAAGUGGAAAUCCAGGAUUGUGUCUGGAUGCUGAAGUGGCCUUAGCAACUGGACAGUUCCUUGCCCCUGGUAGUCAACAGUCCAGCAGUGCAACAUCACGUUAUUCGGAGUCACGAGGAGAAACCCCAUGUUCAUGCAAUGAUGAAGAUGAUGAUGAUGAUGAUGACGAUUCCUCUUCCCCAGAAUGAAGACAGCAGAAAACAGAAUAUACAAGAUGCUGCUUUUAUGUGUUUUUAGUGUGAGCUCCUGGUUUUCAUGAUGUAACUUCAGUUUCUUGCCUUUGUUUGCACUGUGUUCAGUUAAACUAAAUGGAAACUUGCACGCAUACACACACAAAAAGCACCCAAAGUUAAGAGACAGAUUGAAAACUUUUUAUAACUGAACACAGUGUGGUAUACUGCCACAGAGUAAACAAAGCGUUUCAACUGCAACCAAGGAAAAAAGCAAAAUCCCUGAAGAUUUAGCAGACUAAUUGCUAAGUGCACAAGUUUAUUUUUCAUAACUUGGGACAUUGCUUCUCCAGUUUCUCUCUUCCUCCUCAUUUAUCCCACUCAGAAUGGAGAUGAUUAUAGUGUUGUCCAACAGAUGCUGAUUCUUACAUUGUCUUUAGGCUUUGCUACCUUU
Messenger RNA from Terrapene triunguis (Three-toed box turtle), 1753 nucleotides. RefSeq names its product transcription factor Dp-2 (gene TFDP2). The coding region runs from base 157 to 1317 and encodes 386 amino acids. Gene Ontology annotation, cellular component: nucleus; transcription regulator complex. NCBI's taxonomy places the organism in Eukaryota, Metazoa, Chordata, Testudines, Emydidae. The record is from RefSeq and is a predicted model, not a curated record. The transcript has 11 exons. Gene Ontology annotation, biological process: regulation of transcription by RNA polymerase II; regulation of cell cycle. Gene Ontology annotation, molecular function: DNA-binding transcription factor activity, RNA polymerase II-specific; RNA polymerase II transcription regulatory region sequence-specific DNA binding.